AUGAAUGUUGAAAUUACUAGCGUUGGUUCAUUUAUCCCUUCAAAAAUUAUUGACAAUAAAGAGCUUUAUCAAAAAAUCUCAAAUUUUGAAUUAGAGAAAGCUAAAGAAUCACUUCUUAAAAAAAAUUUCGAUGUCACCUAUUCUAGUGACGAGGAAAUUUUCGACACUUGGGUAAGACAGGUAUGCGGUAUUAUCUCCCGACCAUUCAUUUCAGAAGAAGACGAAAUUCAUGAUUUAGGAAAGGAAAAAAAAAUCUUUGUUGAAUUGAUGGCCGCAGAGGCAUCCAAAAAGGCUAUUUCAUCUGCUGGUAUUGAUCCAGAUAGCAUCGACCAAAUUAUUUUUUCAACUUAUAGUUCCAGUCGAACCAUGCCUUCUCCAGCAACCACACUAAAAAGUCUUCUCAACUUGAAACGAGCCUCAGCCGUGACCAUGAACGGGGCUUGUAGCGGGUUUUUAGAUGCUUUAAUAGAUGCGGCAAUAAAAGUUGAAUCCAAACAUUUUGAAACGAUAUUAGUUGUUGCCUCAGAAAAUUUAAGCGACAAAAUGGAUUUUAAUGAUCCAAAAUCCUCUAUUAUUUUUAGUGAUGGAUCUGGAGCUUGCAUUAUUCAAAAAUCCAAACAACAGGGUGUUUUGGGAUUCGCUUCUGGGGUUACCUUCAGCGAACAAGUCUACAUGGAGAGAACAGGAAAUAUUUUCUUUAACAGUGGACCACUGGUAGAAAGAAAUGCUGUCAACACCAUGCACGGGAUUGCUGUUAAAACAUUAAAAAACAGUCAACAAAGUUUUGAAGAUAUUCAAUACAUCGUACCCCACCAAGCCAAUCUGAGAAUUUUAAUGAGUUUUGAAAAAAAAAUCCAAACUCCGAACACUGUCAUUCUCAAACAAAUUGAAAGACUGGGAAAUCUUUCCAGUGCCAGUAUCCCUGUGACCUUGGAUUGCUUUCUAAGAGAGUUCAAAGAAAAAAAAGAAAAAUUACACCUUACAGAAAACCAUUCCAAAGAUUAUUCCAAUCUCGAAUAUUUAAAUUUCUUAUUUAUUUCAGUAGGAGGAGGAUACACCUAUAGUGCUCUCAGUACAAAAAUCAAAAACCCUUAA
Messenger RNA from Ylistrum balloti, 1095 nucleotides. Its product is annotated as beta-ketoacyl-[acyl-carrier-protein] synthase III 1-like. NCBI's taxonomy places the organism in Eukaryota, Metazoa, Mollusca, Bivalvia, Pectinida, Pectinidae. The transcript has a single exon. Bases 1 to 1095 code for a protein of 364 amino acids. Gene Ontology annotation, biological process: fatty acid biosynthetic process. The record is from RefSeq and is a predicted model, not a curated record. Gene Ontology annotation, molecular function: 3-oxoacyl-[acyl-carrier-protein] synthase activity; beta-ketoacyl-acyl-carrier-protein synthase III activity.